AAAACAAACAGUUAAUAAUCUUGCAAUCUUCAUCACUUUUUAAUUUCUAUACCGGGUGUACUAAUACAUUUUGACACAUUUGAAUUACGAGAUGAAUAUUAAAUAAGGAGAAAAUAGCGGGAAUGUCAAAGUAGUGCGAACUUUGUAAAGAUAUUCACGAGUAUUUUUGUUCGUUUUGUUUUUCUCUGUACUGUGAAAUGUUUUCAAGAACAGGAAUCAGUAAUGAGGAGAUUAAUAAAUUUCUCUAUAAACAAUUGGUCGUAGAUAAAGACAAAUCCAUCACUAUGAGAAUUGUGUUUGAUAAAUUCAAAAAGAAGUUUCGAGUAAAAGAAAUUGAUAAAGAAUUGAAAGCAUACCUCAGAAAAAUGGCCAGCAACAUAGUUGAAGACGAAAAUAUUUGUGUUAAUGGAGAGAGACAACAAUUCAAUCAGACAACAUUUAAAAGAAAACGAAAAGAACACAAGAAAGAUAAUUUGAAUGAAGAUGUUGAGAAAAAAAAGAAAAAGAUUUGCAUUUCAACUGAUGACAGUUCAUCAAAAGAAGAACUACCCAGAAAUGGUUUUAAUGAAGAUGAUGCCGAUGAAGUUGCUAAGUCCAGCCCUGAAGAUAGUCACACUUGCAAUGGAAAUGAUGAAUCUGGUAAUGGGAAAAAGGGAUCUGAUGAUGAAAAUGAGAGGUCUAGUUAUGAAAAUGAGGGGUCUGGUGAUAAACAUGAGGAAUGUGGUGAUGAAAAUGAGGGGUCUGGUGAUGAAAAUGAGGGGGACGAUGAUGAAAACAAUGAUGAUGAUAGCGAGUUUGAAAUGGUUCUAAAGACAUACAAAACAAAACAAAAAAUUACUACCAAGAAGAGGCUUUCUGACAUAGUUAUGAAUGACGGAAGUAAUUCAGAAGAAGAAAAAUCUCAAUAUUGUUCAUCAGAUGAAGAUAAAACUUUAUCAACAUUAAAAAAGAAAUUAAAGAAUUAUGAAAACUCCCUUGAGACUGGUAGACAUAAUAACGCAGAUAUAAGUAAAGAUAUUGAAGUAAAUAAUGAAAAUGGCAGUUCUCCUGCACAGGAAAAGAAAAAAGGAAAGAAAAAAAAUGGCGAUAAACAUUUGAGCUUCAAACAAACGAAUAAAGAUUCAAUUGAAACAGUAAGAAAUGGCUAUUGUUUGUCAAAAACCAGUGAUGGCAGUGAAAGUAGUUAUGAAGAGGAUCCUACCUUAGAUGGCGAUGAAAAGAAGAAAAAACAUAAGUCUUCUAACGUCGUUUGUAUUUACCAUAUUGUUAAUCUUGUUUCAACUUUCAAGUAAUCAAUUUCCUAUCGCUGUCUUCUUUAAAAGACAUUUGGAAAUCAAUGACUGAUUAUGUAUCAUGUUUUUUUUUCAUUUUUUCUUUUUCAUCAGCAAAAUUCGUUGUCCUACCAAAAAGAAAAAGAUGACAGUACAAAAUUAAAGAAAUUAAAACGUUAUUUGCGACAGUGUGGAACGCGACUGAAUUAUCAAAAGUUUUUCUCAGAUUGUCGUUCAAUGAAAGGAAAGGAACGUAAACUAGAGACUUACAUAAAAGAAUUGACUGACAUUGAAGGUGUCUUAACUUGUCUAAUUAUUAUUGUACUCUACCAAUUAUUACCAAACUCUACGAAUUAUCAUCAGACCAUGCUAAAUUGAUUACCACAAAAUACUAAUCACACAAUGUAUAUAUAUAUAUAUUUUGCAAGCUUUUUUAAUUGCUAUUAUAAUGUGUUUAAUUUAGGUCGAAUUACAUUGGAGAAAUGCAAAAAGUACAAACUAAAGAAAGAGAAGGAAGACGAAAUGGCAGAACUUGAUGUAAGCAAGAUCAUUACCACUUCAGGUAUACAAUGUCUGAAUUAAAAUUUAUUUAAUAAAUCAAUAAGAUUAAUUUUAUUUUUUUCAGUGAAAGGUAAAAGAGUAACACGACAAUCAAGCAUUAAUAAUAACAUUUCAAAAUCAAGUUCUUCUGCUUGCGAUAAAAUGUUUAACAAUGUGAGAGAUCUUCUCGAUAGCGAUGAAAGUGAUAAUGAAAAACGUCCAAGAAAAAAUAUUGCCAUUAGUGAUGAAGAUGAGUAGAAAACAUCGUAACAUAUUAUUUCAAACAUUGCGUUUUAAGAGUCAAACAGGAUCAAAAACUGGUGUAUUUACAGUAGCUGACAAAUAUUUAUUUUCUUAUAAAGAUCAGCGACCGAUCUUCAUAAGAUUGAGCGCGAUAAAAAGCUAAUUUUUGAUGGCUUGUAAUAUUAUUUUAAAUGGUAAAAAAAUGCUAAUGUGUUUGAAAGCGGACUUUAAUUUGAAAAGUAUCAUAAAAAUCGUCAACUCUUUUUUGAAAUAUUAUUAUCAAUA
Messenger RNA from Xenia sp. Carnegie-2017, 2339 nucleotides. Its product is annotated as protein PFC0760c-like. Bases 198 to 1292 code for a protein of 364 amino acids. The transcript has 3 exons. The record is from RefSeq and is a predicted model, not a curated record. Lineage: Eukaryota; Metazoa; Cnidaria; Anthozoa; Malacalcyonacea; Xeniidae.